AGUACAUACAGCAAACUGAGCACACAGGUUCUGUCAGACUCUUCUGAAACUGGUAUUGAAUGGCCUCCCUCUGGUGUUUCUUGGUCGGAUUCUCCAAGUAAAUGGCCGGGUCAUUUAAAGCAGUUAGGCAGUAUGCAUCCAAGAAUAAAGGUGCCUUCGGCUUACAAAAAAGAAUUUCCUGGUGCAGCUGAUUUUUACAAGAAUUUUGUGGAGCCUAGGCUUCCAGUUAUAUUUGAAAAUGCUGCGGGAGGGCUGGAAGCGGACCAGUUAAAACUUUCUAAUCUUAAUAAUUCUGGACUUGCUGCCCUGUCUUUUAUAGAAGUUUCUAGAUUUGUUGAAGAAGAGAAGGAUAGAAGAAGCCUCAGGGAGUUCUCAAAGCAUAUUCAUGAAGAAAUCUACCUACAAGAUAAUGUCAAUAAUAACAUCAAGAAAUUCAUCACUUUGCCAAGAUGUCUGCGGUGUUCCUAUCUAACACCCCAUUUAGUUGAGACACGGCAUGUUGUUAUUGGACGUUCAUUUCCACUCCCCUUAAUACAGGAUGAGAAUGACCUGCUAACCUGCCUGCUUGAUGGGAAGAAGGAAGUGAUCCUUGCUGAUCCAAGAGAAUACCCCGAAAUUACAAGAAUUCUCGACUUGGAUCAAUCUUCUGGUGAAAAAGGAAGUUUUAUUAACAGUUUACGGGUUGACUACCUUAAAUAUCCGGAGGCGGCCAAAGUUGGAAAGUAUCGUGUUGCUCUGUUAGGACCAGGAGAUUGCUUGUAUAUCCCAGCAGCAUGGAUUCAGCAAACCAACAUAAUUGAAACAGUUAACACAAUUGAACUCAGAUGGGAGAAUACUGCCUGGAAACCUGAUGAUGAAUGUUUAAAGAGUAUUCACAAGCAUGCACCACUAUCACAGUUCUCUUACAAAGGUAGAAAAAUUUUCAUUAUCAACUCCAUCGUUUACAAUUUGGGCUUCCAGUGGAAAUAAGAAAUAUUUAUUUUG
Molecule: messenger RNA, 984 nt
Organism: Eurytemora carolleeae
Lineage: Eukaryota; Metazoa; Arthropoda; Copepoda; Calanoida; Temoridae
Exons: 13
Coding region: 133-969 (278 amino acids)
Molecular function (GO): 2-oxoglutarate-dependent dioxygenase activity
Source: RefSeq, a predicted model, not a curated record